Messenger RNA from Mesocricetus auratus (golden hamster), 3096 nucleotides. RefSeq names its product FA complementation group C (gene Fancc). Gene Ontology annotation, cellular component: Fanconi anaemia nuclear complex. Gene Ontology annotation, biological process: nucleotide-excision repair; cellular response to oxidative stress; interstrand cross-link repair. The record is from RefSeq and is a predicted model, not a curated record. NCBI's taxonomy places the organism in Eukaryota, Metazoa, Chordata, Mammalia, Rodentia, Cricetidae. The coding region runs from base 367 to 2118 and encodes 583 amino acids. The transcript is spliced from 16 exons.
GCCGCCCCACUCCCCGGCGGCCGCGGGAAAAUUCCAAACACGUCAAAACCAGACAGCCACCGUGAGGAGGCCACGCCAAGUGUUCAAGCCGCAGAAGCCGGGCGGCGGCUCCUGGCCGCCCAUUCUGCUGAGGCAGGCUCUGUGGGGCGAGGACCACCCGUGGAGGCCGCCACUUCCCGCUGGGACAGGGAAGGCUCGCGAGAACGAGCCUCUACCGCGGACGAACCGCGGUCCCGCAGGGCGCGGUGAGGGAGUCUGAGGCGGGAAGCUGAAUGAAGUUCUGCUGCUCACAUACACUGUGUUCCUUUGUCCAUUCAUCUGUUGACGGACAGCUGUGCUGUUGUGGGUAGUGCAGACGGAGCUCAGAUGGACAGCUCUCUGUGUUCUGACUUGGAGUCCUCAGGCCGCCCGUCGCGAAGGGAUGUCACCAUUCUCUGCCUAGAGAUGGCUCGGGACUCAGCAGACCUUGCUUCAGACUAUCAAUUUUGGCUGCAGAAGCUUUCUGUCUGGGAACAGUCCUCCACUAAGGAAACCCAGCAGGACACCUGUCUUCACCUGUCCAGGUUCCAGGAGUUCCUGAAGCAGAUGUAUGAGUUCUUGAAAGAGAUGGAUUCUAACGCAAUCCUGGAAAGGUUCCCCACGAUUGGUCAACUGUUGGCAAAAGCUUGUUGGAAUCCUCUCAUCUCAGCAUAUGAUGAAAGCCAAAAAUUUAUAAUAUGGUGCUUAUGUUGUCUGAUGAACAAAGAACCACAGACCCCCGGAGAAUCACAACUUAACUCCUGGAUCCGGAGUUUGUUAUCUCAUAUACUUUCCACGAUCAGAUUCAACAUGAAAGAAGUUGGUCUUUUUACUGAAAUUCUGGGAUAUGAGCCUGUUGAUUACUAUCCUAGUUUGCUUAAAAAUAUGGUUUUGUCAUUAGUGUCUGAGCUUAGAGAGAGUCAUCUUAAUGGACUGAACACUCAAAGUCGGAUGGCUCCGGAGCGUAUGAUGUCCCUGUCACAAGUUUGUGUCCCUCUUGUUACUCUGCCUGAUUUUGAACCCCUGGUGGAGGCUCUACUUACCUACCAUGGACGUGAACCUCAGGAAGUCCUCUCGCCUGAGUUCUUCGAAGCUGUAAAUGAGGCCGUCUUGUCGAAAAAGAUGAUUCUGCCUGCGUCCUCUGUGGUCAGCCUCUGGUUCCGCCAUCUCCCAAGUCUUGAAAGAGCAACUCUGCAUCUUUUUGAAAAGCUGUUCUCCAGUGAGAGGCAUUGCCUGCGAGAAAUGGAGUGCUGCAUAAAAGAGUCAUUGCUGCCUCAAGCAGCCUGCCACCCUGCCAUCUUCAGAAUUGUAGACGAAAUGUUCAGGGUUGUGCUGCUGGAGACUGACGGAGCCCCAGAAGUACUAGCCGCUCUCCGUGUAUUCACCUGGUGCUUGGCAGAAGCUCUGGGAAGAGAGAACAAGCAGGUGAAGUUUGCCCUCAAGACCUACUUUCCUUACGGUGCUCCAUCCCUCACUGCAGUGCUGUCCCAGCGCCCUGACGCUAUCCCACGGAGUCACCGGCUUCAGCCUCUGCUGCACGUUUCCCAACUCCUCAGAGAAGCAGUUGAAGACCACACUCGUGGGUCCCCGCGAGACGCCUUCGAGAGCUGGUUUCUGUUCGCUCACUUUGGAGGAUGGGUUGAUCUGGCAGUGGAGCAGUUGCUGAGGAUGGAAGCCGACCCCCCUGAAGGCCUGCUGUGGCUCUUGGUGUUCUACUACAGCCCACAGGAUGGGAGUCAACAGAGAGCGCAGACCAUGGUGGAGCUGAAGGCACUGCUCGGCCGUCUGCUGACGCUGCUCAGAGGUGAGCGCCUCUCAGCUGUUGAUGUGCAGAAAGCAGCCCACUGUCCCAGCGCAGACCCCAGACGACCUGUCUGUGGGCAGCUGGUCAGGCGCCUUUUGCUUAGCCUCUUGCUCUGGACCCCAGAAGGCCAUUCGAUUGCCUGGGAAGCUAUCACCCAUAUGGCCAACACCGAUGCUGUAACCCAUGAGAUCGUUGGCUUUCUUGACCAGACUUUGUACAGAUCAGACCAUCUUUGCGUUGCAGCCUCAAGAAAACUGGCCAGAGAGCUCCUUCAGAAGCUUGGAGCUCAGGUCUAGCAGGCAGCACAGAAAGCGUGAGCACCUGUAUGGCGUGCUGCCGUCUGGUGAAGGUAGUGUCUGUGGGGCCCAGAGCAAGUGAGAAUGGCUGGACACAUCCAUGCCUUGGCCCCGUUCAGUGGCGUGUGGCUUCUCCUUCCUACGCACUCUGCACUAGUUGGCCAAGGAGGUAGAGUAAGACCCAGGUCACCUGCUAGGUUCCAGUCUUGGGUGAACCCUCAUGUCCACACAGCCUUGCAUGAUGACAGCUAGCACUGGCUCAUUUACUGGCUCCCUUUGUCCUGCCCACUCUGAUGACGCUGCCAGCGAUGGGGGAGAUGCCCAGUAGCGGGAGGCCUGUGCCCAGCAGGGGACAAGGCUGCACCACGCAGAUGAGCGCCUGCCUCCUUUGCUCCUCAGCGCAGAAAUGCUACGGUGCAUCAAGGGAAGGUGGACGACCAGAGAAGGGGGUCAGUACUUCCCCCAAACCCCGAGAAGGCCAAACACAAAAAGACCAAAAAAAAACCCAAAAAAACCCAAAACUGCUUUUCCUAUGGCCCACAUCUAGUGAAACAGGAUUUGGGAACUGAAAAUCAAUGUCUCUCUUCUCCACUUGCUGUAUGUAGACGGGAUCGCUGGGUGCAUCUGUUCUGUUUUCUAGCGAGAACGUAUAUAAGUAGGCACUGUGUGAGCAGAGAAAGCCACCGAGCUGCAGUCCUGUAGACUUGUGCAGGCCAGCUUCAGUGCUCAGAACAUCCCACCUGGGGGGAGAGGACUCGAUGCCUGCAGUCUCGUUAGAGGCUCUGUGGCAGAAAGCGAAGGACUCUGGCUUCUCCCUGGCAUUCGUGCAUCCGGGCUCUAUCAGCGGCCAAGGGUGAGCUUGUUCAGUCCCUGCCCUUUAGUCACCCUGCUGCUGGGCCCACUACAUUGCCAAGCUGUUCACAGGAGGGCGGGGCUGGACUUCUUACCUUGUUCAUUCUAAAUAAAAGUUGUACUUAA